Molecule: messenger RNA, 705 nt
Organism: Dracunculus medinensis (Guinea worm)
Lineage: Eukaryota; Metazoa; Nematoda; Chromadorea; Rhabditida; Dracunculidae
Source: the annotation of a GenBank genome assembly
AUGCUAAAUGGUCAAGCUACUCAUGAUCACGGAUAUUGCGAUUCAGAAUGUAACACAGAUAAAAGCUUAUCAACCGAUAUUCCAUGCCAAACGGUACAAUGCAUAACACCUGUCAAGUGCUAUAAACAUUCAGCAGCAUUGGGCAGUAAAGAGCGGGAUAACCGAUUCGCACCCACUUUUGAAAUUAGCGAUGAUAAUUGGUGUCAUGAUGAUAGUAACGCAUCUGACUCAGGGCUCUGCCUUGCUGUGACUAGUGCACGGAAUGAAAAUGCAGAGCCCAAUACAGAUAUCAAUAAAAAUUUAGAAAUAAAUACAGAUCGUAAUUCUGUGAACCUAGAUUCAAAUGAUGGAAUCAUUGAAGAAAGAGCAGGAAAUUUGACAUCAGCUUACGAGGAAGCUGAAAGAACGGCGAAUUUUAUGAAACGGAAUUCACCAUCGUUAGUCGAGUGUUUAAAAACAACCAAUGACGGAAUAAGCGAAAUGGCUACAAAUGUCUCAGGUAAUAUGGAAUCCAAAGUGUUGCAAAAGAUUGACGAUUCCUCACGAAAUGAAGGCCAGUGCGCAACGACAAGAAUUCCACUGCGAAAGCUUCGACUUAAUUUCGAUUUUUCACCGAUCGAUGAUGAUAAUUUAUUACUAAAUUUUCAGCUGAAACCAAAAAAAAUUAUUACAUAUAAAAUACAACCUUUCAAUAAAUAUAAAUAA